Messenger RNA from Tuber aestivum (summer truffle), 806 nucleotides. NCBI's taxonomy places the organism in Eukaryota, Fungi, Ascomycota, Pezizomycetes, Pezizales, Tuberaceae. The record is from the annotation of a GenBank genome assembly.
AUGCCGGAUGACAAAAAGAACGCCUACGGCACCGAAACCGGCGGCGAUACCGUAUCUCCCCACCCCCUUCCUUCCCUUUCCACCCAACAAUUCUAACCUAACUUACCCAGAACUUCCGCCGAACUUGGGACCGCGAAGAAUGGACCGCGAAAGCGCGAGAGCGCGAAUCCCAAGACCGUGCCACCUCGAAGCUCCACCAGGAGGCCAAGCUCGCGGGAAAGAAAUUCCACCGACCACCCACGCCUCCGGAUGCCAACAGCACAUCAGCGCGCGCCUCGCGACUGAACCUCGAGGAAAACGUGAACAAGACCACCCUGGUCCCAGCGGGCGCGGGUGUGGGCAAGAGAGGGAAGGGAGCCGGGUUUUACUGUGAGGCCUGCGAUCUCACGUUCAAGGACUCACUGCAAUGGGUGGACCACCUUAAUUCCAAGCAGCACUUGCACGCUGUUGGCGAGAGGGAUGAGGUUGCCAUUGCUACACUGGAGAUGGUUGUUGAGAGGUUGGCGUGGCUGAAGCGGAGGAGGGAAGAGGAGGGGAGGGAAGGGGAGGUGGAUCUAGCGAAGAGGUUGGCGGAGAGGGCACGCGCAGAAGAGGAGGAGAGGGUGCAGAGGAGGGAGAAGAGGAAGCUUGCUAGGCGGGAGAGGAAGGAAAGGGAGAGGAAGUUGGGGAACGAACGGGGUUUUGGGGGUGGGGAUAGCGAAAAGGCGGAAGGAGGUGGCGAGGAGGAGGAUGAUCCGGAUGCAGUUGCUAUGGCUAGGAUGAUGGGAUUCACAGGUGGAUUUGGGACCACGAAGAAGAGGAGUUGA